This is a messenger RNA of Pogonomyrmex barbatus (red harvester ant), 588 nucleotides long. RefSeq lists its product as uncharacterized. The record is from RefSeq and is a predicted model, not a curated record. Lineage: Eukaryota; Metazoa; Arthropoda; Insecta; Hymenoptera; Formicidae.
AUGUGGCAGGCGCAGCGCAGAAUCACGCUGCGCCUCGCCCGGGCCUAUAGGACGGUGUCGCAUGCGGCGGCCACGGUCCUGGCGGGAACACCCCCCCUUGACCUUCUGGCAUUAGGGCACGCCGAAGUAUAUCGGCAUGUCCGCCAGGUCAAGGAGCAGGGUGUCGUCCCAACUGCCAGGAUCAUGGAACCUCUGAGAUUGAAGGUGCGACAGUGGGUUAUCGAGAGCUGGAAGGCUCGUCUCCAUGAACCCACUGUCGCCGGUGCUCGGACGGUAGAAGCCAUUCGGCCCUGCUUGGAGGAUUGGCUCGGCAGGGCCCACGGGGGCUUAUCCUUCCGUCUUGUGCAGGUACUGACGGGCGGAUGUUUUGGCCGGUACUUGCACAGGAUCGGAAGGGAGCGCACGGCACGGUGCCCGCACUGUGCGGCGGACGAAGACUCCGCGCAGCACACACUUGAAGAGUGUGAUGCUUGGGUUGUGGAGCGCGGGGUCCUCGUCCCAGUGUUGGACGGAGAUUUCUCGCUGUCGACUAUCGUCCGACGCAUGGUCGACAGCGAGGAAAUUUGGAGAGAGGUCUCCUCCUUCUGA